Molecule: messenger RNA, 1113 nt
Organism: Malassezia japonica
Lineage: Eukaryota; Fungi; Basidiomycota; Malasseziomycetes; Malasseziales; Malasseziaceae
Exons: 1
Coding region: 1-1113 (370 amino acids)
Biological process (GO): fatty acid catabolic process; acyl-CoA metabolic process
Cellular component (GO): peroxisomal matrix
Molecular function (GO): fatty acyl-CoA hydrolase activity
Source: RefSeq, a predicted model, not a curated record
AUGGUGUCGCAGGACUUUUUGCGCUUAAUUGGCGUGCGCAAGACGAAUGACCCGUGGGUCUUUGAGUCCGUGUCGCUUCCGGGGCGCGCGGGCAACCAGCAGCCGAUCGCCUACGGCGGCUGCACGACGGCAAUUGCAGUAAAUGCCGCAGGGCAGACCAUCAAGGCCGAGCCGCGCAUGGUGCCCUACUCGAUCCUUGGGCACUUUUUGGGGCCUGCGUCGCUCGAUAAGCCUUUCAUCUGCGAGGUGCGGCCUGUGCGCGACACGCGUACGUUUGCGACGCGCCAUGUCACGCUGAAGCAGGACUUUAAGGGAGAGCAGCGCCCGGUGCUUGCGCUGACGCUCGACAUGAUUGCGUCGCCGAACUCGACAAAGGAGGCUCUGGAGAAGGCCAAGGCGCGUGGGGCGGACCCGGGCAAGGUCAAAUCGCUGCUGCGCUACCAGAUCCCGCCUACGAUCGCCCUCGACAAUGUCGACCUGCUCGAGACGGGGCCGGCGCACCUGAAGCGCCGUCACAAGUCGGGCGAGCUCGACGAUAUGCAGGUCGGCGCUUUCAUCGAGUUCGUGGGCCUGUGGAACAAUAUGGUCGAGGACCGCGUCGUGCCAGAGAGCAUGAUGGCGCAGAACCUCAUGGCCCUCCAGCUCAAGGGGACGACGCAGGACGACCGCCCGGUGACGGAGCGUUGUGCGUACGACUGGUUCCGCAUCCGCCAGCAGCUCCCUCCUGCAGACGGCUCGACGCAGUUCACGCCAGCGGGCGACGACGGAAUGCUUCCGAUGUCGUCGGUCCUUGCGCACACCUGUGCGCUCGCUUUUGCUAUGGACGGCGGCCUCGCCUUUGUCCCGAUGAGCCUCAGCAACGAGCUUAUGUUCCACGCAGGUGCUGCAUCGACGCUCGACUUUGCGCAGCGCUUCCACACGGACAUUAUCGACAUGAACAAAUUCAAGAUGCGUGAACUGCGCGCGGUGCAGGCUGGAUGGGAGCGCACGUACUCUGAGUCGCACGCAUACAACGAGGACGGCGAGUUGGUCGUCUCAUGCACGCAGCAGUGCAUCUUGCGCGCGGCUCCUGGUGUAUUGAACGAGGACGAAGAACCCAAGUCCAAGCUAUAG